This is a messenger RNA of Microthlaspi erraticum, 2679 nucleotides long. NCBI's taxonomy places the organism in Eukaryota, Viridiplantae, Streptophyta, Magnoliopsida, Brassicales, Brassicaceae. The record is from the annotation of a GenBank genome assembly.
AUGGGAGCAACAGUGCACUGUGAAAGCUUUUUGCCCAGACAUUCCUCAAUGAGAGAUCUCAGUGAAGAUGAUUUUAAUAGUUGCAGUUUGUCGUCUGUGUAUUGUGGUGGUGAUGCAAACUUGCGGUAUGGGGAUUAUCAGAACGAGAGAGAUUUCAUGAAACAGAAAAUGCUUGAACAAGAGAAUGUAUUUAAGAAUCAGGUGCAUGAGCUUCACCGUUUGUACAGAACGCAGAGGAAUUUGGUAGAUGAAGUGAAAGGAAAGGACUUUAACGAAGAUAUGAACCUGAGUGAUUAUACAUCUGGAAAUGCAAGUAAAAGUCAGCUUCCUGGGUUUCUCUUAGCAAACUCAACAUAUGGAGGAGGAAGCAGCUCUCAAGCUUGCAACGGUCGUUUGCGAAAUGGGGUUAGCUUAAAAGAUGGGGACGUGUUCGAGGUUAAACCUGUCAAGGGGAGGAGAAGAAUGAUUGAUCUUCAACUCCCAGCUGAUGCGUAUCUUGAUACGGAUGACACUGGUGAUGCCGAUGAGAUUACAAUCUUCCCUCCAUACAAACGGUCAACCUCUCUUCGGAGCAAUUCUUCAGGAUCUUGCUUGGAUGUGAAGAACUCAAAUGGCUUAGCUGACUUGAAUGAGCCACUCAAAUGGCAAGACUCGGAACCUGUUUCGCUGUCCAGGGAUAUGUAUUCUCACUAUGGAAGAAACAAUGCAGAUGUUAAAGGUCAGUGGUUGGGAAAAAAUACAAGUCAAAAUGGAUGGAUGGUCCUUGGAGCAGGGCACGAGGGAAACACUCAGAGAGGCCCACUGCAACUGCCUUCCCAUUCUGUACAAACAUUUUCUAACAAUGCAUUUCAACCUCAGAGCUACCAUACAAGUGAUCAUAGCAAGGUGAAAUUCUCCGGGGAAAGAUCAUAUCAUGAGCCGGAAGUUCGUUCAAAGAAUCCCCAAGCUUCUUAUGGUAGCUACGUGGAAUCAAGUGUGACAUCUAAUGCUCCAAGAUCACACAAUGACCACCGCCCUGACUUUGUCAGACCAUGGAGCAAUUGGUCUUCAUCAUGGGAGAACCCUAGGAGCAGCUCACAUCAGACAUCUUACCCAGUUCAGACGAAUCCCUACAUGAAUUUCGUCUCACAUGCAAGAACAGAUUCAAGUUUUGAGAUGAGAAGCCGUGUCUCUAACGGGCUUUAUCAAGGAUUCUCUUCAGGUUCAAAGGAGCCCGUCUUUAAUUCCCCAUCAGCCGGCUUUAAACCAAACGCUUCUUUAGGUGAGGUAGUGAAGCACCAGAGUUUUGAAAGCCUAAAAAAGCAGGAAUGCUCGGCUGGUUUGCCCUGGCUAAAACCUAAGCCCCCUUGCAGGAGUGAAAUAUCCAAUGGCUUAUUCGAUUUGAAUGCUUCUGCAAAUCAAUUCAUGGAUGGAACUGACACAGAGGACGACGUGAAUAGUGUUUCUCAUCAGAAGGGUUUGAGGUCUGCUUCACUCUCUAAUAAUGCCAACAUGGGAAAACUUGAAAUGAGCAGCAACCCACAGAGUAGUAGAGAAGUUAUUGCGUGCCCAAUCUUUGAGAAGCAUCCUAUUUGCAAAGAGGAGCAUACGUCUUUGAUCUCUCAUUGUCAACAGAAGGAAGUAAAUCACUUUGUAAAGCGAGAGCUCGAUAUCAACUUGCCAUAUGAUGCCUCGGUUUCUGUUGACCAGCAUGGUGCUAAAUCGUUUUGUGUUGAGAAGAAAGAAGGAAAAGAAGCUGCCAAGCCCAGACACUACAUUGAUCUGAAUUCAUGUGCUAGUGAGGAUGAUGAAGAUCCCGGCUUACACUCCAGCCUGAGAGUGAAAACAAAAAGAACUAUUUGGAUAGAUUUGGAAGCUCCACCUACUCUGGAGACCGACGAAGAAGAAGAAGAAGAAGAAGAAGGAGGAGAGAGCUUGCAGGAGAAAACAAAUGAAGAACCUUGGGGACUGAUGAAAGACCAAGACGGAAACUCUAUGAGUGAACUCAUCAAGGCAGCGGCAGAAGCAAUAGUCGCCAUCUCAUUGUCUGAUCACCAACGUCAUCUUGAUGAUGCAGCUUCCUCUUCAACUGAUGCAGCUGCGAAAAGUCCGCUCUCUUGGUUUGCAGACAUGAUCACUUCUUGCGGCGUUGAGUUAGAAAGAAAGCUUGAUGGUUCUCCGGAGACCACAGACUGUGAGGGUUACCGCGACGAAUACUCUUCUGGGGAGAUUGAUUACUUUGAAGCCAAGACCCUGAACUUACAGCAGACGAAGGAAGAAGACUACAUGCCAAAGCCCUUAGUCCCUGAGAAUCUGAUACUCGAAGGGACCGGCGCUAACCGGCCAAGAAGAGGACAAGCAAGAAGAGGAAGACCAAAGCGGGAUUUCCAGAGGGAUACACUCCCCGGACUCUCUUCUCUAUCGAGGCACGAAGUCACCGAAGAUCUCCAACUGUUCGGUGGGCUUAUUAAAACCAGAGAUUACACUAGCAACUCUGGAGUGGCUGCUCGAAGGAACUCGAAAAGAAAACGACUUGUCGCUAACAUAAACCAAGCUCUAGUUUGCCCGUCAAUGGCGCAGCCAAUGAAUGAGAGCGUACCAGUGGUGGGACUUGAAGAUAGUAAGCUAACAGGAUGGGGAAAAGCAACAAGAAGACCGAGGAGACAAAGGUGCCCUCCUGCAACAGUGAUCUUAACUUGA